CAGCGACGUUAUAUGCUUCCACUUCGAGGUUCCUACUCGUAUUCUCAAUAUCCGCGAAACCAAGACAAUCGAGUCUCACACAACUCCAGUUCUUCACUUCCUUAAUUUGUCCUCCCGGCUGAUAGAUUUCCUUGCUGAUCUUUUCUGAUAUGUUGGCUUUAAUAGCGAGCUGGCUGACGCCAACCACUCUUUUCCUCUUCCUCAAUAUCAUGAUCGGCACCAUCUUCCUUAUCUCUCGUCUCUCUCCUCCCAAAACGCCACAUCACCAGCAAUUUGGACACGACGGCUAUUAUAACUCAGCCCCGCCACUCCAGCGACCUCCGUCGCUCCUAGACCGUGUCAGGUCCAUCAACUUUUCAACCUACAAUUUCACUCUUUCAAACCAAGACUUCGACCAUCAUCUCCAACCUGCAGACGACUUAGCUACCCAUCCGCUCGAGCGAGCCCCGUCAAUUCUCGAACGAGUCAAGUCCAUCAACUUCUCCCUCCACAAAUAUUCUCCUCAAAUCCCAGACACGGACUAUAUUCAGCCAACGGAACACGACAACACUGACCAACAACCCCUCACCCGAGCACCGUCUCUCUUAGAGCGAGUCAAGUCGAUAGAUUUCACCUCUUUUUACAGAUCGGACUCCGUUAAAUCAAACCAACAAAAGGAACCCCCUGAAACUGAUCAAGAAUCCGAUUCGGACUGGGAUAUGAGUCCAGUUCAUGGUCAAGUAAGGAGAAUCAAAUCAGAGUCUAAGGUAAAACAAAGCAAAUUACCAGAGAAGAUUAAGAAAUCAGCGAGUGAGAAUUCGAGACUCAAGGCAGAAGAGGAGGAAGAAGAAGUGGAAAGAAGACGACGUGCGACUACAAGGAUCGAGAAAACGGUAUCGUUUGGAGAUGAAGGUGUCGAUGCAAAAGCUGAUGAUUUCAUCAACAAGUUCAAGCAACAACUUAAGUUGCAGAGGUUGGAUUCUCUAUUGCGUUACAGGGAUAUGUUUAAGGGCAAGUAAUGUAAGUUUUUUUUUUCUUUUGUUCUUAGUAAGUUUUCGAAAAUAGACAUGGGAUUUCAUGUGGCUUUACUGUAACUUGUUCCCUCUGUUUAGUUCGAGUGAGGAUCUGAUUUUCAUAAUGUACAAGGUGUGUUUUCGUGAUUUAGUAAGCUUUAACGCUUUGUUUGUGAUCCGGUUUACUCCGACCGGUGAAUGGCAACUAAAAGGAGAAGAAGAGCUAGCUGAGCGGUGGGCAAUAAGCAUGAAAUCCAAAUGACCAGAAUUGCCCCUUGGCUGCUUAUAAAGUUGGUCGACAACAGUCGGUUUUUCUGUCAUUUAAGGUGCCUUAGUUACAGUUUCAACUUCAAUUAGUAGUUGCAUUGGUAAUUAGUUUAACGCUUUAAAUAGUAGUAAUACUAAGUACUUUUUAUCAUGGGAGAGGCAUGGUUCAAUGUUCAAUGUUUAUAUAUUAUUUAAAAGCCUUUCCCUUUUCUGUAAUGUAAUAGGCGUUGUUCUCUUUUGAAAAAAAAGAAAAUUAUUUAAAAGCCCUCGUACUUCCAAUAAAUCGCAGCAUUACGUGUAAAAAAUAAAAAAUAUAUAUCAUCUGUGAUUAGUUGUUAGCAUUUGCCUCGUAUCCAAGGUAACCAAAGCUUAAAAUAUUAUAAAUUUGACAUCAUCAACAUGGUUAUAGACAAUGAUAUCGUGCCAAUCUGCUAACGACAAAACCCGAUGAUCAGCAUAGUUCUGCACACAACUUUUGAAUGCAGAUCUCUCCUCGGUAGGCAGUCGUCGGGAGAUUUUGAUUAGUUUGAUACCUUUUUUUCCUUGAAUGGACCCUGGCGUCAAGAAUAUAAUCAUAUAUUCUUGACUACGUACAAUUAAUUGCUUAAUCAGCAAACGAAACAGAAUCAUUUUUCCACCUUCCACG
This is a messenger RNA of Durio zibethinus, 1905 nucleotides long. RefSeq names its product pathogen-associated molecular patterns-induced protein A70-like. Lineage: Eukaryota; Viridiplantae; Streptophyta; Magnoliopsida; Malvales; Malvaceae. The record is from RefSeq and is a predicted model, not a curated record.